AAUGUUAAAUCGACUACCCAUAAAACUUUUACCAAACCCCCGUACUCAACCCUCAAAAAUCGAUAAAGGCAAAAUUUAUUAAAGGCCAAAAGAAGUAUUUUUCUCUUUAAAAACAAAAAGAACAGCCCAGCAAUAGAUUUUAAUUAUACCCUCGAACAAAGAUCGCAAAAUUGGGCGUAAGUACAGCGUGUAAUUGCAUUCAACUUUUAAUGAGAAGUUACGUGUUUGGGAACUGGAAACACGCUACCAGUAUUUGGAACUAAUUUUGCUAAAGCCUCAGUCGAAUCUGAGAAAACAUGAAGAGCACAUUGGGAGUUCAAAAAUUCAAAAACAAUAUUUUCGUUAAACCUUUGUAUAGAAAGUUGAGAAAUAAUAACAAAAUAAAGCCAAAUAAAGUUAUAAUUGAUCGCAGACUAAAUCUAGAUGGUCAUGGAAUUUGUGUCAAGAGAAAAGUAAUGAAUGCUACUAAUGGUGUAGCUGUUAGAAGAAAAUAUCUCAAUAAGGUUUCUAGUGGAUGUGGAUGGAGCGAAGAUAAAAAUAGAUUCGUUGAUACAAAAGUGUAUAAUGGAUUUAGUGGUUCCCGUAAUAUGUUAAGUGCUGUAGAAAAUAGGAAGCCUAAAAGGGAGGUAAAAGGUGUUGAAGAUAGAAGUAGUAAAUUGGUUCAAGCUGACGAUGAAUUUGUUGUGGUACAAAAUGUUUCGAAUGCAUGGUUGAGAUUGUACCCCCUUCCAAAACUCCCUGAGGAGUCUGUUACAUCUGUGAUCCUUCGAUGUGCUCUCUGCCAACUUGGGUUGUGCAGUAUGCUGGUGCUCUGGGCCGUUAUUUGGGUAUUCGUCAUACAUUCGUUUGAAGGUCCAUAUGAAAUGAAAGUGUAUAAGGAUUUUGAGAAAGAGCAGAAAUACCUCGUCGUCAGCCUGGCUACGGAACUGAGACAGAUAACCCCUCUAUCUCCAAAAUGGAGGACUGCAAUAGAGCGUCGGGUGCAGGAUGUGAGACAGCUCACCACGAAUGCCGUCAACCAAGGAGCUCACCUCCAGACUGGACAGUUCUGGGAUCUUUCUGGAACUUUCCUCUUCAGCAUCUAUGUGAUGACCGCUUUAGGGUUCGGCGCCCCGGUGCCCCAAACUACGUGGGGAAGGAGUUCCGCGCUGAUAUACGCCGUCUUCGCAGUACCUACCCAUCUGUACCUGAUGCUGAACGCCAGUUUGUGCCUCAUCGUACAUACAGAAAUUUAUUUUAAGAAGCUAAGACUCAAGACCCGAGGUCAACGACCUUUUUCCAUAGAGCGGACUAAUUCUCACUGUAAUACAGAAAGCCCAAACUGCAGUAGAAACUCUGAUGUGCUGAAGACACCAAAUGUAAUCACCAUUCGUUUGAAAAUAUUGCGUUGCCUCAGCGUGUUUGUAGCGUGUCGCAGCGUGCCGCUUAUGGCAAUACUAUACUACAUAUUUGGCGCGGCAGCCUUCGGUCUGGCGCGCGGUAGAACUUCGCUAGACAUCGCCUUGUUCCCGCUAGAGUUCACCACUAGCGGCGGAUUGGAACACGUAAGCGGCCACGUCCGUAUUCUAUACGGGUGUUACGUGGAAGGAGCGAUGUUGCUGCUCUCGUGCGGGCUGGCAGCAUUGCGGCGACACAGCAGCGCCGCUUUCAAAUGCAUGACUGAGAAGUACAGACUCUAUGACAGCAAAUGAAGUAGACACAUAAGUACAUAGGUAUUUUUAAUACUGCAAGUUGAGGACAGUCUAAUGGUGAACGGUAACCGAAGCUUAUGUACAGUCAAAGAACAAAAUUGCAACUAAUAAAGCUAGUAGAGUAGUAACGCGACAAUCGCCGCGUCAUGUGUCGCGGAAUGCUGCUCAUGAAUAUGAGACUCUAGCAUGGCUUGAAACUAGUCGAGUUCCUCGUCAAACAAAUACGUGAGUAAGCCGAUAACAUAAUAAUUAAUUUAGUAUGUCUCACGAAAGUUACAAUAAAAUUAUAGUAAAGCUUGAUGUUUUUAAAGACCACGACACACUAGUAAAUGUGGGUGUUUUUCCACCAGAGGUGUGCUAUGUAGUUAUGCUACGAAGAUGUUAUAGCUAACACAAUCGUUAGAACUCGAAAAGGGAUAUUUACCAUGUUUAUGUCUAUGAGUUUCCAAUAUUUCGGCACUGUUACAAGCGCUAUGAUCACGAAUGAACUAAUUAAAAUUCUCAAGUUCUAAUGAUAACGUCAUUAGAACCAUUUAGUAAGCACAAAAAGGGUUUUUUUCUUGUAAUGUCAUGUGAGGCUGUUAAGUUUAGUUAUCACAGUCAAUGUAUGUGUAUACUAGAAUAAAACAACACAAUAAAUAAUU
Molecule: messenger RNA, 2335 nt
Organism: Spodoptera frugiperda (fall armyworm)
Lineage: Eukaryota; Metazoa; Arthropoda; Insecta; Lepidoptera; Noctuidae
Exons: 9
Coding region: 297-1691 (464 amino acids)
Biological process (GO): stabilization of membrane potential; potassium ion transmembrane transport
Cellular component (GO): membrane
Molecular function (GO): potassium ion leak channel activity
Source: RefSeq, a predicted model, not a curated record